Molecule: messenger RNA, 826 nt
Organism: Ixodes scapularis (black-legged tick)
Lineage: Eukaryota; Metazoa; Arthropoda; Arachnida; Ixodida; Ixodidae
Exons: 2
Coding region: 29-787 (252 amino acids)
Source: RefSeq, a predicted model, not a curated record
GGACCUGACCGUCCAGAUUCUUCCCGGUAUGGAGCCCACAUCCCUCGCGGACAGCGUUCGCCAGCUGACCUGGGGCGCCAUCGUGGCCAUCGUGGUGGCGGUGCUGGUCGUCGUCGCCUUGCUCGUGGUCAUCUGUGUCUCCAGCUACAGAGCGUGCGCACGUCGCAACAGGGCAGAGGCUGCGCCUUCGGUUGUGCCCCAGGUCCGGCCGCCAAACGUUGUCGCAGUGCAGUGUCCCCCUGGGCCACCGUCGUUCACGCCUGUGCCCCAACCCUACCCCGGAUCGUCUUGGAUGACUUCGCCGGCUGACUACGCGCCGAAGCCCUCAAGAUGGUUGGCGGAAAAAAGCUCACCGGCGAUUAACUCGCCGGAACAGAGCACACCGGACAUAAGACCACCUGGCAUAAGCCCACCUGAGAUUAGCUCACCGAAGAUAGGCUCACGGAAGGUACUUCCACGACGCAUACACCCGCCGAAGAUGAGCUCACCUGACAUCAGCUCACCGGAAAAGAGGUCAGCGCAGAUAAACUUCGGGGACAUAAGCUCACCGGAGAGAGGCUCAACGGCGACAAGCUCACUGCAAAAUCGUCAGAUGCGGAGAAAAGCUGAGGGGUCAUUCAACGGCCCUUCAGCUUUUCUGGAAGGGCCCUUCAACGGAUGCGAAAGAAAGCUCACCGAAAGAUCCGCAACUUUGCGAGGGAUGACUCUCGCAAAAACCCGUAUGCAGUCUUAUCUUUUCAAUGAGUACAGUGAGAUCGAAGGGAGGACAACACAUUUCUUGUCCUAGUGCCUUCUUCUGACCUGUCAUUUUCCAACUGGCUACAUA